AUGAGCAAAAAAGACUCGCUGCCAACUGAAAGGCUAAGCAUCCACAGCCUCCUCCUGCGGCACAUACGCCAGUGGGCGCUCCUGUGGUACUACCGCUACUCCGUGGAAAUAGGCAUAUCCGUGCUUGACGGGUGGGAGGCAUUUAUCGUCAACUCUGUCUUUCUCCUGCUGAUUGUGAGCAUAGCAAAGCAGGUCACAAAGGGGGCAAACAUGCUCGUCCGAGUUGUGUGCAAGAACGCGCCCGUGUGA
Messenger RNA from Nematocida major, 249 nucleotides. RefSeq lists its product as uncharacterized. The record is from RefSeq and is a predicted model, not a curated record. NCBI's taxonomy places the organism in Eukaryota, Fungi, Microsporidia. The transcript has a single exon. The coding region runs from base 1 to 249 and encodes 82 amino acids.